This is a messenger RNA of Tilletiopsis washingtonensis, 764 nucleotides long. RefSeq lists its product as hypothetical. Bases 45 to 671 code for a protein of 208 amino acids. The transcript has a single exon. NCBI's taxonomy places the organism in Eukaryota, Fungi, Basidiomycota, Exobasidiomycetes, Entylomatales. The record is from RefSeq and is a predicted model, not a curated record.
UGUACAUUGCGCAGGAGGAGGAUCUUGCUCGAUGGUGCCGUCGCAUGGACGAGCACACCAUGCCACGCUUCUACGGCCGUCCCUUCCAACAUGCUGCGCUUCAAGCUUGGCCAGAGUGUCCUCGUAGCCUUGACCUGCUGCGCGACGACGUUCACAGGCUGAAGAAGGACUUUGGGGCACUCUCUCUCUCAGUGCCUAGCGAGCAUCGGCACGAGGCAUACAGCACCUGGCCACGCUGGGCACGCGACGCCGUGCCGACAUGGUGGCAAGACUUUGAUCAAGCCAUCAUGGAGACGCGCGUGCACGGACGUCCUCUUCCUGUUGCGCCGCGCAGCGAGCUCGAGGAUCAGAAGGUAGCCCACCUCCAGCGACGGUCGUUGUCGCCUGUGUUGGGUGCUGCUGCGAGAGAAGACACGCCGGUGGCCGUCAAUCCGCCGCCAAAGCGGACGCAGGUGCACGAGGCCAGCUUUGCGGACUUCCACAAGGACGCUCUGACGCUGCUUGGCGAGGUCACUCUGCUCGCUGCUGAGCCUGGGCCGGAACACGCGGAGAGCAACGCUGCCUAUGAGUUCUGGACUCAAGAGUGCGCUGUGAGUCCUGUUCUCCUUACUUCGCAUGCGUCUCUUACCAUGCAUCCGCUCGUGGCUCACACGAAGCCUGUCGCUCUGUAGAAGCUGCAGGCCGAGGCCACUACGAUGGGCUAUCGCGACAAGCACGAGAUGUCCGAGCUCGUUACCAGCGUGACGACUGCCAUUCAGGCCCGU